This is a messenger RNA of Enterobius vermicularis (human pinworm), 474 nucleotides long. NCBI's taxonomy places the organism in Eukaryota, Metazoa, Nematoda, Chromadorea, Rhabditida, Oxyuridae. The record is from the annotation of a GenBank genome assembly.
AUGGAGUACAUAAAAAUAUGCGUAAUUGAAGGAAUUCGGAGGAGACGUCGUUACCGCCAUAGAAGGAUAAUACUGCGCCGCAAUCUUAUGCGACAAAACGUUGUCCCUCCAUCACCGGAAGUUCCACCUCCAAGCUACGAUUCAGACAGUACACGUGAAGUAUCUCCUUCCGUCUUUGUUUUGGAAACAGACAGAUGUUUACCAAAAUAUGAAGAUGCUUUAACAAUGGAGAAUGUCAAACCACCUUCCUAUACCGUUGCCUUUGUUUGUGAAGAUUUGUUGCCACCAUCAUAUGAACGAGCACGAUCUCAUACAACAUAUCUUAUGGGAAGGUCUCCACCGCCAGAGAGACAAAGCUCUUUGCGUCGAACAUUUUCACUUCCACAUUCGUCAUCAGUAGCUGUUCUUGACGUUAAUUGUCCAACAAUUCUCGAUGCAGAAAGUUUAACGACAGAUGAAAGUUGCCAUUUUUAA